Emericellopsis cladophorae is the source of this 1212-nucleotide messenger RNA. RefSeq names its product putative J domain-containing protein-like protein. The coding region runs from base 1 to 1212 and encodes 403 amino acids. Lineage: Eukaryota; Fungi; Ascomycota; Sordariomycetes; Hypocreales; Bionectriaceae. The record is from RefSeq and is a predicted model, not a curated record. The transcript is spliced from 3 exons. Gene Ontology annotation, cellular component: endomembrane system.
AUGAAGGUCGCCUACUUUACGCUCGGGCUGCUCGCUCUCGUCAGCCCCGUGCUCGGUGCCUGGAGCAAAGAAGACCGUGAAAUCUUCCGCAUCCGCGACGAAAUCUCCGCGCACGAGACAGACCAGGCGGCCACCUUCUACGACAUCCUCGGCAUCAAGCAGUCGGCCUCGAUCGACGACAUUACAAAGGCGUACCGCCUCAAGACGCGCUCGCUGCACCCGGACAAGGUCAAGCAGAACCUGCGGGCCGAGAGCAAGAAGAACCCCGGCCAAAAGGCGCCCACGCAGUCGCAGAUCAACGCCGCCGUCAAGCAGGCCUCGGCCGCCCAGGCCCGCCUCUCCCUCAUCGCCAACAUACUGCGCAGCGAGGGCCGUGACCGCUACGACCACUUCCUCGCCAACGGCUUCCCCCUCUGGAAGGGCACCGACUACUACUACAACCGCUACCGCCCCGGUAUCGGCACCGUUCUGACCGGCGUCUUCCUCCUCGGUGGCGGCCUCGUGCACUACAUCAUCCUCUACAUGGGCUGGAAGAAGCAAAAGGAGUUUGUCGAGCGCUACGUCAAGUUUGCCCGCGACACCGCCUGGGGCGCGGCGGGCGUCCCCGUCGUCGAGACCCCCGCCGUGCCCACGCCGCCCCCCGAGGACGAGGCCGAGGCCGAGGACGGUCCGCCCCAGCCCAUGAACCGCAAGCAGCGCCGCAUGCAGGAGAAGGACGCCAAGCGCGAGGGAGGCAAGAAGAGCCGCAAGGCCAAGGGCGCGAGCGCCAAUGCCUCGCGCGACGCGUCCCCUGGCCCUACCGGGCGCCGCAAGAGGGUUGUCGCCGAGAACGGCAAGAUCCUUGUCGUGGAUGAGCUGGGCGACGUCUACCUCGAGGACGAGGACGACGAGGGCAACGUGAACGAGUUCCUCCUUGACCCGAACGAGAUUGCCGUGCCAGGGUUCAAGGACACUGCCGUUGUCCGCCUGCCCCUCUGGCUCCUGCGCUCCACGUUUGGACGUCUGCUGCCGCAGUCUGCGCCCGUCAUCGAGGAGGAGAUUGUCGUCGAGGCGGACGAAUCGGACGAGCAGUCCGCGGCGCAACGCACGCCCAGCUCCGACUCGGACUUUGAGAUGCUGGACAAGAGCACUGACUCACUGGCCAGGGUGGCCAAAGCCACGGGCGCGCAGUCGGGUGGCAAGGCCAGCAAGAGGAAGAACAAGAAGAGGUAA